Messenger RNA from Hymenoscyphus albidus, 4044 nucleotides. NCBI's taxonomy places the organism in Eukaryota, Fungi, Ascomycota, Leotiomycetes, Helotiales, Helotiaceae. The record is from the annotation of a GenBank genome assembly.
CCUUCCCACUCAGGUUUUUGCCCCCCUGCAAGUUGGGCCAAAGCAAAUUAAUUCCUCGAUUCUCCUGACAGUACCUAGUCUCGGCAUCUCGCAAACCAUAUUAUGGUUAUAAUACCCGUUAAGGUUUGCUAUGGAGAUCGGCGGGGGGGCAAUUUUGCUGUAGUGGCAUGCCCCAUGUCCCAUGGGCCAUGUUCAUCCCCCAGUCGCAGGUUUGGGAAGGUAUGGAGUGACAAAGAGAUAUAUAUAAUAAUGCCUGAGUCCCCAAUCUCACAAAUUUUUAACAAAGUUAUUUACAAAGUGAAUUCCUUGUCCUUUGCUGGAUCAUUGUGCUGAGGCUCUUGCCAUCUAGCAACCUUUAUAUAUGAUUAAUUCCCCUUACUAUACUCCUACCUCGACAUCUCACCAUGUCUUCCUCAUUUCAAAAUCUGGAAGGCCUUAAUUUUUCCGACCAAAUCAUAUUUAACCAGUUCGGUCGCGGACGUGAAGAACCAGCUCCUUUUCAACUAAUACACAAAGCUUUCGAGAGCAUCGUUGAUCAACAGCCAAAUGUUGUUGCUGUCGAACAAGAAGGAAAUAUUCUCACGUACCAGGCGUUGGAAAAUGCUGCUAAUCAACUCGCUCAUCGGCUAAUAUCUUUGGGCUUACAACCCAGACAACGGGUCUGUCUGGUAGUGCAAAGAUCUUUGCCUAUGAUCGUUGCUAUGCUAGCUGUUUUAAAGUGCGGUUGUCAAUACGUUCCAUUGGAUGGGCAAGUUACAGCAGAAUCAGCUCUUCGACACAUCAUAAAAGAUACAGGCGCGCCAUUCAUCCUGUGCCUUGAAAGAUUUCACGAUAAAGUCCAAUCGCUGGCAGACCCAACAACCAGCAAAGUACUUGUUCUCGAUUCUCAACCCAACCAGUUUACAGCCUCCCCCAGACUCCAGAUUGAAUGCAGCAAAUCCGACGGCGCAUAUGCAAUUUACACAUCCGGUACGGGUUGUUCAGAGUUUGCAAAUGAAUUAUGCUGAUGAAUUUUAGGAAGCACUGGUCCUCCUAAGGGAGUCGACGUAUCUCACGGCAACGUCACAAAUCUGCUAACCUCAUAUCCUGGCAACUUGAAUAUUGGAAGAGCUACCCUUGUGGCGCAACUACUUUCAAUUUCAUUUGAUAUGGGUAAGCGUUUAAAGCCACAAUUUUCGUAGGGCUUUCGUUGAUAUUUUUAGGACAAUGGGAGAUUUUCGCAACACUCAUGAAUGGCGGCACUUUGCUGAUUCGAACAAGCGAUUGGAAACAUGUUCUCAAAAAGGUAGGAAUCUUUGUCGUGCUUGUCUUGGCAUUUGCUAAGUGAACAGGCCCACACCGUUAUAUCCACACCAUCAAUCCUCGGAUCAUUUCCUCGAAAUGAAUACCCAAAUAUAAAUGUGGUGGCAGUGGCUGGGGAGCCAUGCCCACAGGCGUAAGUGUAUCCUGGCCGUACACUUUUUCCAUAGAAAGGCUAACAAAAACUAUAGUCUCGCUGAUGAUUGGGCAGAGCAAGCAGAGUUCUAUAAUUGUUGUGGUAAGUGAGAUCCUUGGGGAAUAUUUUCCUGUUGAGUUUGUCUGGCGGGUUGACACUUUUUCCCCGCUCCCGAGAUGCACCAGAAGAUUCUUUUAUUUUUCUAUAUAUAGAGAUGACUAACUAUUAUCAUGCAGGUCCUACGGAGGUUACAAUUGUAAACACCAUGCAUAAACACUCCCAGGGAAGGGAAUUGUCAAUUGGAAAGCCUUUGCCAAACACCAGUGUUUACAUUCUUGAUAAGAAUGAAAAUCCAGCUCCAAUCGGCAGCACAGGCCUAAUGUGGGUGGGAGGUGCUGCGGUGUCUCGGGGAUACUUGAACUUGCCGGAACUCACAUCAACGAGAUACAAGCUGGACAAGUUCAAAAAUGACGGGCAAGAAUAUACCUCGGGUUUUUUUCUGAAACUCUAACUAAUUUGAUACCAGAUCUAUAAUGUUCAACACCGGUGAUCUAUGUCGAUGGCGGCCAGAUGGCUCUAUUGCGCACGAGGGUAGGGCCGACGAUCAAGUGAAGAUUAAGGUAAGCGUUAGAAACUCGGAUAAAGUCCGUAACACUUUGUUAAUAAUAUUAGGGCUUCCGAGUAGAACUCGACAGCGUUGCCGCCUCCAUUGAGGCAACCCCAGGGGUGACCAAAGCAUGUGCAAUCUUUACCGAGAAGGUUCUUUGGGGAUUUUACACAAGUGCAAAAUUUAUCGACGAAGCAACUGUAAAAGCUGUGGUAGCAGAAAGGCAACCAUAUUAUGCUGUCCCUGCAAAUUUCCGGUUCGUGGAUUUACUUCCAAUGACCGUUAAUGGGAAAGUGGACAAACGUGCACUCAUAGCAUCUAUCGGAGUUCAAGCUUCUACCCCUGCUGUUGUUAUCACAGCCCCAGCACCUGUUGUGAUAGCUCCAGAAAACGAGAAACAGAUGCUUGAGGUCGCGGUCCAUUCCCUGGAUUCAACCCGUCAAGGCUCCAUUGACUCAGACUAUUCGGAAAAAUUCCAGCUUCCAGCGAAACACGGAUACCAUGGACUUCGUGCCCUGCGUCAUCGUAUAUUCUCUCUAUACCGAAGAUUCUUUUCAGUUGUUUUCAUAUUCAAUGCCAUUGCGGCCGUCCUGAUGGGUUAUUUUGGAAAGGCAGGACGACAUCUCGAGAAUAUGUCAACGGCAAUUGGAGCCAACCUCUGCAUGGCUGUUUUGAUGAGACAGGAAAUCGUCAUCAAUUUCUUGUUCAAGAUUGCUUGUUCGGUCCCAACUUCAGCACCACUAUGGCUUCGACAGAAUUGUGCCAAAGUCUACCACAUUGGAGGCUUGCACAGUGGCUGUGGAGUGGCUGCAUUGAUUUGGCUCAUCAUUUUUACCGUAACUGCAACAAUCAAACACAACCACACAGCGGUAUUGGUCGUUUCCUACAUUUUGGUUACGCUCCUGGCGGCCAUGGUCUGCUCGGCGCACCCAAAACUCCGGAUUAAAUACCACGACUACUUCGAGCUUACUCAUAGAUUCGCCGGCUGGACCGCGCUGUUUCUCUUUUGGGUUCAAACCAUCCUCGCUGCCGAAGCCUCGCGUGGCUCAGACACACUCGGUCAUGCUCUUUCAAUAAGUCCUGCAUACUGGCUACUCUUGGUAGCAACUCUAUCUGUAAUUUUACCAUGGCUAAACCUUCAAAAGGUUGAAGUUCGAGCUGAUGUACUAUCCCCCCAUGCUGUCCGCCUCUACUUUGAUUACACCAUAGCCGAGGUUGGAACAGCCAUCAGAUUGAGUGAGAGGCCUCUUCUCGAAUGGCACGCUUUUGCCACUGUCGCAAAGCCAGGCUUGACUGAGUUCUCUGUCAUUGUCUCAAAUGCUGGCGACUGGACAAAACGACAAAUCAAUAAUGCACCAACGAAGCUUUGGGUUCGCGGUAUCCCCGCUUGUGGUGUUUUACGGAUCGCGCCCCUUUUUCGAUCAGUUGUUCUCGUCGCUACUGGUUCGGGAAUCGGACCUUGUCUUCCUGUCAUCUACGCGAGAAAAGUCCCAGCUCGAGUCUUUUGGUCAACACCACAUCCAGAAACAAAUUUCGGUACUGAGAUCUGCGAUGCUGUGAAAGCUGCAGAUCCAAAAGCCGUUAUUCAUAAUACGAAGACUAUGGGUAGACCAGAUAUGGUUGCUAUUACCUAUCAGUUGUUGAGAGAAAGUAAUGCGGAGGCGGUAUGCAUUAUCAGUAAUAAAAAGUUAACGCAGAUGGUCGUCUAUGCUAUGGAGGCUAGAGGAAUACCCGCUUAUGGGGCAAUUUUUGAUUCAUAAUUCUUAAUGUUAAAUAUUCAUGAGGGGUUUGGCGAUAUGGGGGUUUUGGUUGGGUUUUUGAUUUUAGCUUUGGGUACUGAUUUUGAGCGGAUUUUGUUUUCUCCUGGUCUGCCGUUUUUCCUACAGCACCGGCUAGACUGCUGGGCCCUGAGGGCAGUGUUUUGUUUCUUGUGUUUCUCUCCUUAUAUACCUGAGCUUGAUCUCAUCGCGUUGUAGUACUUUAAUUUUGUCAAUCAUUUGCC